Lycium ferocissimum is the source of this 2671-nucleotide messenger RNA. RefSeq names its product probable receptor-like protein kinase At1g49730. The coding region runs from base 163 to 2169 and encodes 668 amino acids. The record is from RefSeq and is a predicted model, not a curated record. The transcript has 9 exons. NCBI's taxonomy places the organism in Eukaryota, Viridiplantae, Streptophyta, Magnoliopsida, Solanales, Solanaceae. Gene Ontology annotation, biological process: protein phosphorylation. Gene Ontology annotation, molecular function: ATP binding; protein kinase activity.
UCUAUACAAAGUCUUUAAGUCAGUCAAAAGCCGCACUCACUUCUCCUCGGACAGUUGCUCAGUUUCCUUUGUUCACAAGCCUUCUCUAAUUAAUUUGCUAAAAUUAGCUGUUUUCUCAUUAUUCAGUGUUGACUCAUAUCUGCAUCUGUAUAUUUUUUUGCCAUGACAUUGUACGGACAAGCCAUUUUUCUGGGAUUGUUGUUCUUUCUUGAAAUGCAGUUUCUUUCAACAAGUGCUGCUUCAGAUGCAGUUUGCCCCUUAACCAUGACGGGGUCCAACUAUACUCUGACUGCCUCAAUCUGCUCCACCAAAGAAGAAAGAGGUAAGUGUUGCCGCUACAUUAAUGCCUUGGUUGCAAUUUCUGUUGCUCGAUAUACAAAUGCAACAAGCAACCUCGGGGUUAAUGCUGAGUCAUCAGAAAUUUGCCUAAAUAAAAUAGCAGAUAUUCUCCAAUUCCAUGGAGUCACCAGAAAUGCAACAGUGUUCUGUGGUUUUGGGACAAAAAUUCCUGUCAACUAUGAUUGCCAAGGUCGAACAACUGUCACUCAGAUGCUUCAAUCUCCACAAUUUUCAAGUGUUACUAAACACUGCCAAGUCCCCCUCUCGGUGGAAAGUAAAUGUAGAAAAUGCCUCAAUACCAGCAUCUUGUAUCUCCGCAAUCUAGUUGGUACAGCUAAUAAUACGACAUUUAGUACUUGUAGAGAUGCAACAUUUGCUACUCUUGCAAGCCAAGUUGACAAUGCAUCAGCUAUUGAUAUGGCUCGCUGUUUCUUUGGGGUUAAAGGCCUAAUUAUACCUCCAGGACCAUCCCCGUCACAACUUUCACCAGAGGUCUCUCCAAGCCCCCCCGUUGCUGCCAGCCCCACUCAACUUUCCUUGACUACACCCGUUAAGGAAAAUCAUCCUUACCACCUUACAUUGGUACCAAUUGUUGGCAUAAUAGUUACAGUCGUGGCUGUCCUGAUGCUGUUUAUCUUAAUUGUUCUGAUUUGGAGGAAAAGCAAAGAACUGCAAGAUUCUGAUGCAACUGAUAAGAUAUCUUCCAAAUCCUUCGCACAGCCACCAAAAAGAUUCCAGGAAGGGACAGCUUCUAUGUUUAACAAAUACAGCUACAAGGAGACAAAGAAAGCAACCAACGACUUUAGCACAACUAUUGGACAGGGAGGAUUUGGCACUGUAUAUAAAGCUGAAUUUAAGGACGGUUCCGUGGUAGCAGUGAAGAGAAUGAACAAGGUUUCUGAGCAGGCUGAGGAUGAGUUUUGCAGAGAAAUAGAACUGCUUGCUCGACUGCAUCAUCGUCAUCUCGUUGCACUGAGGGGCUUUUGCAUUGAAAGGCAUGAGAGGUUUCUUAUGUAUGAGUAUAUACCGAAUGGAAGCUUAAAUGAUCAGCUUCACGAUCCAGGUAGAACUCCCCUCAGUUGGCGUACAAGAAUUCAAAUUGCUAUUGAUGUGGCAAAUGCUCUGGAAUAUCUUCAUUUCUAUUGUGAUCCUCCACUGUGCCAUAGGGACAUCAAAUCAAGCAAUAUAUUACUGGAUGAGAACUUUGUCGCAAAGGUUGCAGAUUUUGGCCUUGCACAUGCUUCGAAGGAUGGUUCUAUUUGCUUUGAACCGGUAAACACAGAUAUCAAGGGAACACCAGGUUAUAUGGAUCCCGAGUAUGUCAUCACCCAAGAGCUUACAGAAAAAAGUGAUGUAUAUAGUUAUGGAGUGGUAUUACUGGAAUUAAUCACAUCGAGACAGGCAAUUCAAGAUAACAAAAAUUUGAUAGAGUGGGCUGAAACAUUCCUGAUAUCGGAAUCUAGGAUAACUGAGCUCGUAGAUCCUAACAUUGGAGACUCUUAUGACUUCGAUCAACUUCAGACCCUUUUAGCAAUUGUUAGAUGGUGUACACAAAGAGAAGGACGGGCUCGGCCUUCAAUCAAGCAGGUCCUUAGGCUUUUGUACGAGUGUGCGGACCCCAUGCACAGUGGCUUCGUUGAAUCCAUGGAGGAUGAAGGUUAUGAUGAAACUGAAGGAAGAGGAAGAACAAGUAGGUCUAGGAUGCACAAAGGUGAGGGAAUAUUUCACAGUGGUGACGGAAGGUGUCUAGCUUCUUCGUCAAGUACGUCGAGGUCUUAUUGUAGCAGGAGCUUCCUUAUUGAAACCAGUCCUCCCCUGUCUCCACUCUAAUGUAUGCUAUUAGAGACCAAUUAUUUGACUGUUAAGUAACUUUUUUGGAUAACCGAGAAAUCCCCGAGGGCCAGCUGAUGCAUGGUUCGAAAUUCAGUGGAUAAUGCUUUUGACUGUUAACUAACUUUCUAGCAGAUUUAACUGUAAAGCCAUUACAUAUCAGAGUUUUAAGGUUACUGAGUUCACCAUCCUGACAUUGAUAAGCAGCACGUGCACGCGAUCCAGAGGCUGUGAUCCAUAGGUCCAUGAAGUUGGCUUAAUUCCAUCAAAGGAUGACUUUUUUCCUUGCGAAGUAGUCAGUGGUUACAACAGAACUAUAUGACCACCUGCAUUACAGAAAGUGGGGGUACAGUGUUUAAUUCUAUUCUUCCACGAAAUUUUUCGGAGAGAGUGACUAACAACUUUAGCUUCUUUUUCUUUUUUUUUUUUCUUCUUCUUUGGGUUGGUUUGUUAUGUUUAACAUUCUUUAGCACUUUCCAGGGCUGUUAUUUCUUGCAAGUUA